AUGGCUGACCAUAGACCGGCUCCGAGAAGUGGCCGAGACAUUCGCCUCUCGACCGCGACCAUGAGAGCACUCAACUCUCAACGCCUACGGCCAAGAACGAGCAUCAUCCGUAGUUUAGCACGGAGCUACUAUUUUCUUUUCUUCAUCCUAAUCUUUUUCCUCCUUCACGGUGUUUCUUCGCGGAGUGUAUCCUACGAUGAUAUUGACAAGCACGAGAAGAUUACUUCGGAACCAUCAGCGCAGAAGAUCGAUCAGGUAAGACUAAACGAAACGAGUCGAAAGAAACUUUCAGGAUCGAUCGAUUGGCACGAACAAGAGAAGAAAUUGAUCGAGGAUGAAGUCAAAAUAACUGAAAGGAACGUCGAGAGGAAUGAGACUUCUAUUGCAAAAAAGAGACGACGGAACGAUUUAACGUUACCCGUUAAGAGUGUAGUCCAAGAAACAGAAGCAAGUUUUAUCGGUAAUGCCGAAGGUGAUGCCAUAAAGAACGAAGGCAUUCGUAGAUUUGACGCUGAAGUAGAAUCGGUGGACGAGAUAGAGCUACCGAAUGAUCAAUCUUCGAAGAUCAAUGUAGAUCGUAAUAACGGACUGACCAAAGGUGAACGCUCGCAGAAAAAGGCUAUCAAGGUUGACGAUGUCAAGAACAAUGACGAUAUCGUUCUAGAUAUUCCGGUAGAAAUAAAAACCUCAAAUCAAAGCGAUGAGAUUGCUAAAAUAGAGAUUGAUAAUACUUUAGCGAUAAAAGAAGACAUACGUAACAAUCUUCGAAGUUUGAUUGCCAACGAAGAAAAUAUUUCUGAAAUCGAUCGAAAUAAAGAAUCGAAUCCAAUAACAAUGACCGAAUCAAUUAAAUCGAAAAGAGAACAAAGAUAUUUAGAGGAAGCUCGAGGUAAGUUUAAGCACAAAAGCUCAACCGUGUAUUUGAGUGCCGAGGAUGGUUCCGAAAUUCCCGAUAACGAAGAAAAAUCGAUCGUUGAUAGCCAAAUUAAAAAAUUGAUAUCCAUUCGCGACGAUGCACUAGGUUUGGUAAACGAUAACGUAAAAAAUAAGAAAAAUGUUGACGAAGUUAAGGUUCUUAAUGAAGCAAAAUUGCUUGGAAUCGACGAUGUGAUUGUAACCGAGGAAAACAUUGACGAGGUUAGAAAUCAACGAAGUAAUUUAUCGGAUGUCAAAUACCAGAAUAACAUCCGGGCUUCUUCCUCUUUAAAUAGUAUCGAUGAUCGUCUUCAAAGGUGGAGAAAUCAGGCGAUGUUGCUACAAGAACAAAUAAAAAAUCGUACCUUCGUUCAAUAUUUAAAAGAACACGCGAUCGACGUACUCCCGGAAAUUCCGAAAUUUAAUGAAAAUCAAUUGUUGGAAACGCUGAAGGAUAUCGUUGCUUCGAAAAAAUCGACGAACUUAAGCGAAUCAUAUUCCAGUCAAUUGAACGCGACAGAUUUGACCAAAAAUCAAAUUGAUAUAAUCAAGUGCGCAGAACAAUUGGUCGAAGUAAAGCAAAGACAAUCUUUCGUUAGCAACAUGUACGAGUGUAUUAGGGGACUUAGCGUGUUGAAUUGCAUGAGGAUCUUUAUAUGGCCGAUCAUAACCGAUAAUAUUCCAGAAUCUAUCAGUCAAGUAUUUGCUGCUAAUAUACCUAUAGAAAUAAAUUUGAUCGAUCUGUUUCAAGGUAAUCGAGAAAAAAUCGAUAGAUCUUCUUCCAGCGUCCAUCAGAAAAGAUUAUUAACACCGGAAUCCGUGGUAUUAUCGAUAUUAAAACAAGCAUUAGAAUCGCGUCUCGAGGUAGAUAAGCCACCAUACUUGAUUGACUCAAAGAAUAAAACUUUUCAAAAGUUGCUGACACCUGGACAAUUAGAGAUCCUUCAAUUAGGUGAAAAACUCUUACCUCUAGAAUUACGUCGUGAAUACACUGACAAAAUGUUUUCCUGCGUGCGAAGAUUCGAAUAUCUCAGCUGUUUAAGAUAUUUCGCAUGGCCCAUGAUGAAACAAUAUUUUCCAACUCUACCAGCUUUUCCAGAUUAUCAAACUUGGUACCCAAGUAUUACCAUAGUUCCUGAAUAUCCGAUCGUUCCGUUUCCUGGUUUCUCCGAUGAGAUCGGAGAACUUCCUGAGGUCGUCGAUUCCGAUGCUACUAGAAUGAGGAAACCUACGCCGGAAACAGUGAUCAUACACGUUUUACGGAAUACUCUCAAGGAUUAUCCAAGAGUAGAAUCGACAUCGUCUCUCUAUGAGGAACCAACGAACUUCUACACGACUGUAAUUCCUCCGGAUCAAUUAAUAACCAUACAAAUGGCCGAGCAAUUUAUUCCGCUCUCUUAUCGGCCGGAAUUUGUUCAAAAAACUGUUCGAUGUAUACAAGAAUAUAAUUAUUUAACCUGUAUGAAAUAUUCGACUUGGCCCACCGUUAAACAAUUCAUUCCAAAUCUUCCCGAUUUCUCUUCUUUCUUCCCAGACAUCCAGAUUCCCGGUUUGUCCGAUUUAUUCGCAUCUUUUCCAAGUAUUUCACCAACUUUUUCGGAUUUUUUCGGACUUAUACCAAAUGUACCAAGCAUACCAAGUAUACCAAGUAUACCAAAUAUACCAACUAUACCAAAUAUACCUACGCAAACAAUACCUAUGUCACCACAAAUUCCACAAAUGAUACCAACUCAAGCGCCUAUUUCUAACAUAUUGUAUAGAAAAAAUGAUGAUCCUCGUUUGAAUUUGGAAUCUAAAAUUAUCGAAACACUGGAACAAGUUCGGAACUCUUUAAAAAGCGUAAACGAGAUUCCUUCGCAAACAGUCUCUGGAAACGUGAUAAUUUUGACGACCCUGACGGAGAAACAAUUUGAAAUUUUGAAAUUGGCCGAAAAUAUUCUUCCGCCGUCAGCUCGUGCCACAUUUCUCGCACAAGUUUUGAGGUGUCUUCAAGAUAAAAACGAUUUUAUGAAUUGUACACAAUAUAUAAUCUGGCCAUCGAUAGCAUAUUAUUCACAAAAUUUGCCAGAAUUUUCGCAAAUAGAAAUUGAAACUUCAUCGAAUGACUCAUCGCUUUUAGAUAGUUUAACGGAAAGCAAACAAAUUUUGCAAAACUCGACGAAAUAUAUUCAAGAAGCGAUCGAUCCUGAUAUUUUAGAAAAGUCUACCGUAAAAAUAAUGUCUAGAACGUCUGCUCAAGCUGAGCCUGUUUUGAAAACAACUUCUCAACAAAAUAAUGUUCCUGUAAUUAGUAUAACUGGUACAAGAUUCGUGCCAAUAUAUACGGAACAUCCUGAAUCCGUCAUAUUCAAUAUCUUAAAAAAGAUUCAACAAUCGUCCCCGAACGUUGUUAACGCAUCAUCGAACGAAACUGUCAAAACGCAACUUUUUUACGAUUUAUUGAACGCUCAACAACAAUUAAUCGUUAGAAUUACAGAGAAUUUGAUUCCUGAAUCAACCAGAUCUGAGUUUGUAGAUCACAUGAUCAAAUGUGUUAGCGAAUAUAAUUUUAUACUUUGCUCGAGAGACAUUCUCUGGCCUACCUUGAUUGAUUACUUCCCAGGAGUUCCGAGUUUCCCGAAUUUUGGUAUAUUUUCAAACGUACCGAAUAAUGGAAAUUCUAUUUCUUCUCUUACGUCUCAUAAUCUAACAGAAAAUAGUUCGAAUGCGGAGGUUUCUCAUCUUUCGGAGACAAAUGUUAAAACCGGACAACAUGGAGAUGCAAGAGUGACAAUAACAGAUACAAGAUUUGUUCCGAUUUUCACCGAACAUCCCGAAGCUAUAAUCUUUAAUAUUUUGGAAGCAGUAAGAAUUUCUACACCGAAUUUACCACGUAUCGAUUCACUCACGAGAAAAGAAGAUUUAUUGCAUUAUUUCACGGAUAGACAAUAUCAAAUAAUUCAAACAGCAGAAUGUCUUUUGCCAGAAUCCGAACGUGUUGUUUUCAUUGAGAGAAUGACCACUUGCAUUCGAAGAAAUACAUUCUUAGAAUGCACCAAAGAUAUCACUUGGCCAACGAUUCAUCAGUUUUUCCCUAGAUUGCCAAGUUUCCCUGAAUUUGGGAUUUCACAAAGUAUAGCUAGAACAAAGCUACCUUCGUCAUUAAAUAUAAGUAUUUCAGAUUUCAAAUCCGAAGAGGAUAGAGCGGAUCUUGUCAACGAGCAAACAUCACUGGAACAUUUUCAAAAGAAAAUAGAAAUAAUUUUGGAAGAAGCGUUAAAAAAAGAUUCGAGACCACGACUUGAUCAUUCCUACUUGGAUACUAAUAAUCCAAUAAUACAAACUGUAUUAACAAAACAACAAACCAAUAUUAUCAGACUUAUGGAACGAGCAUUACCGGAUCCUGUAAGACCAACAUACGUUAUGAAAAUGUUAGAAUGUAUGCGUACUAAUAAUUUUAUAGCCUGCAGUCAACAUGUUAGCUGGCCUACCUUGAAAACCUAUCUCCCAUCUUUACCAAAUUUUCCGCAAUUUGGCGACUACUUUUCUCAACUGCCUGACAUCAGUCAAGUACCAGGCAUAUCAGGAAUUCCUCAAUUACCCGGUACAUUACCAUUGGCUGAAAUACCUAACUUACCUCAACUUCCACCCAAUAUCCCUUCUCUUCCAGGUAGUAUUCCACAGCUACCAGGGUUAAUUCCCCAAAUACCAGAAGGAACGAGUCAGUUUCUCGAUCUAUCGCAAUUAGGAAACAUACCGGUAGCUAUUAGGACGAUUGAAUAUCCGAAAGAGAUAAUAGCUGCUGUACAACAGUCAUCGGCCGUAACACUUGAUUCAGAAAAAACAAGGCAGUCAUUGGUAUCACCGUCGACACCGUCAGUAGAUGAUCAAAGCAUAAUCCCUGGAUAUCUUGGUCAACCAUCUGGAACCCUCAUAGAUAUUUCUAUGGAAAAAGUCAAUUUGUCUGAUAAGGAACAAACGGAAUCCGAGUUGCCGAUUAAAGAAGUUAGAAAACGAAGAAGUGUUGUGGAUCUUUUCAAAUCUUAUCCACAAAGGAUGGAAACUGAAAGGAAAAAUUUAAAGGAAUCCGAAUCAACUUUUCCAAACAUUGACGAAUCCGAAUUUUUGCAAUUAUUGAUCCAAGUCUCGAGAUUAAAAAAUCUGACAAACGAUCGAUAUUCGAAUAAUGAAAAAAAAUAUUUCGUAGACACUUUGAAUUCUACUAUAAGGGAUUCCUUGACUGCCGAUCAAUACGAGAUACUUAAAAAAGUAGAAGAUUUGAACGCAGCUACGUCGAAACGAAGUUUCUUGUCGAGAAUUGUUCAAUGUAUUAGCAGUUUGAGUUUCAUCAGGUGCAUGGGCAUAUUCGUGUGGCCAGUUAUAUCUAGCAAUUUACCAUCUCUACCGUCUUUACCAAGUUUCAAUCCAUUCGGAAGGUCGAUAGAGACAGAGAUUGAACAAUUCUUUGGAAUGUCCACAUUCGAAUUCGAAAAAGAGUUAUUAGCCAGGAAGGAAUCGAUCGAGAACUUUUUGUUAGAAACCUAUAAAAAAUUAGCUGAAGAUAAGUUCCAAACCAAUUGGGGUUUUUUAAAGAUAAGAGGCUACGGUAAUGGGGAAGUUGGUAUAAGCUUCGCAGGUUUUCGCGAAGGUCGGGGUACAAAAAUAAAGGAUAAUAAGAAUUUACCUAGCAUUCUUACGAUCAUCAGUGAUAUCAUGGAAGAAGUAUUAGAUCAGAGACCAGAUUCAGAUAAGAAUAAAAAGGACAAAGAUAAAAGGGAUAGGAGUUUAAACGAUAAUUUCCAGGACAUAGAUUAUCAAUAUUUAAAGUAUAACGAUGACGAUGAUAAGAAGACAAAAGAUCGAUCGAUAAACGAUGAUCAGAUCAUUAGCAUGUUCCUUGAUAAAAUAAAAUCGAACAUUUCGGACAAUAUAGAAAGUGGUUCACAAAAUUAUCUCAGUUUGGAAGAUGCCUACGGAGCAUUCGAAGUUCUUUUUGGUACUCGAUUGAAUCGUAAGUUUAUGAAUAAACUCGAAUCCUUCAAAGUGGACGAUCUAAGAUCGUUGAGAAAAAAAACUACUAAUGAAUUUGACAAAACUAUAGACAUCGUGCCUCUCAACUCGGAAACGAAUAAGUCGGAAUAUUUAAGGGUUAUUCCGUUAGACGCUAGAUUAAAUUACGAUUUGGAAAAAGAAUCGGACGAUCAAACAUCAAGGAACAGACAAGAUCGCACGAAGAACACAUUGAGAUCGUUCGUGAAUGAAUAUUCAGAUUCUUACUUGCAGGAGACAAAAGUUGAGAGAUCCGAGGGUAAUCUGUUGAACGAAUCUGAUAUCGAAAAUAGUAUAAAACAAGACGAUAAAGUUUUUGAGAAUGAUAUUCGUACAAAACUGACGAUUCAGUUACCCCAUCUUAAUGAGGACAUUGUCCCUAAAAAGAUCACAAAUACGAUCAUGGAAUUGGGUCGAAAUAUGAAAAUGAAAAUGAUGCAAAUGUUGCCUGGAAUAGGUUUUGUCAUUUCUUUCCUGAUACAAACGGCGCUUGCUCAUGCACGUGCAGCUGCCACUAUGGCCGGGAUGCUCAGCAAUAUGGCUCUAGGUUCGGCCAUGUUUGCAAUGAUUCGUCAAGCAUUCUUUGGACCGAGCACUCAUCCUAAAAUAAAAUACGUCUAUGACAACGAUAAGACAGAACCGGGUGUAGUUUGGCCACCUAAAGGAUAUUACGCGCCUUAUUACGGCUAAAAGUAAUAAAUAAUUGUCUGCGUUGUUUUAGAUGUAAUUACGUACGGUUACAUUACCGUCCUUUUUCGUUGGAUUAGCUUUAAUAACGUUUAAUUUUAACGCAUAUCGUUUAAUUACGUACUAUCGACGCUCGAAAAGCAUCAAUCGCUUUCAAUGAACUUCGCUAUUACGUAGAUAUUUUGCAAUACUCAUCGACGUUUCGCAAGAAAAAUUCUCGUUUAACGUUAUGUAAGGUAGUUUAAUGAUAUAUCACCCACACCCAUACACACAUACACACACAUACACAUACACACACACGUACAUACAUUCGAUAAAAAAAAACAGGAGUAAAAGGGUUCGUAUAUUGUAUUUCGACAAAUUAGCGUUUAUCGUAAGGGUCAAUGCGAUUUUUUAGGUAUGAGGCAAAUAAUAUUUAUUUUUCCUGGGGUCUUCACGGUGAAGGGUGACGCAUUAUCAUUUAUCUUCUUUAUGAUUUUCAUAUAAUCAAAUUACUUGUCAUUUAAGUUCUUUAAUACUUUAAUUAUAAUAUGAUUUAUAAUUUAAUGCAAUAGGAUAGAUGUGAAAAACGACCGACGGAUCGUUAUUUCGUAGAGAUUAAGACUGUCAAUGAUAAUCUCUGAUUAUGAGUUAUUAACGAAUAAAAUAUACAUAUUA
Molecule: messenger RNA, 7287 nt
Organism: Vespa crabro (European hornet)
Lineage: Eukaryota; Metazoa; Arthropoda; Insecta; Hymenoptera; Vespidae
Exons: 2
Coding region: 1-6633 (2210 amino acids)
Source: RefSeq, a predicted model, not a curated record